UAUCUAAGAAGAGCGAUCAAAACUUCCCCAUAGAAAAAUGGCGACUUGGGCCAGGUUAGGUGUUAGUUUGCGGAAUAUACUCAGAAGUUUGUCGUCUCACAGAAAUGUAUGGUAUAGUCGUGCUAUUGGGGCGGGACUGCUGGGAGCUGUUUUGGUAGGCGGAUUUACUCGUUAUAAGUAUGAACCGCAAUGGAAAUUGUGGCGACACAUCGUGUACGCGGAGGAGGCGGCGAAGAAAGUGGAGACCACAGUGGCAUCAAUUUCAGCAAGGCGUCUGCGAUUUAACCAGUUUGCCUCCAUGAUCUAUGAACAGGAACCAUAUAUGACACCUAGAGACUUUCUCCAUUCAGUCAUGCUGGAGAAGGUGGACCCAAAAUAUUGUCUCAGCAAUCCUCAGUCUUCCUCUCUUACAGACAAACUACAGAAAAAGAUGCUGACCAAAAGAGAUGUGGAGGAGAUGAUGAAGGUGGCUUCCAAGUCUGAGGCAGGAAAUAAUCUAUUCAGAGGAAUCGGAGACAAAGGGCUUAUCUCUUACACAGAGUACCUGUUUCUCCUCACUAUUCUUACAAAACCUCAAACAGGAUUUCAUAUUGCUUUCAAAAUGCUUGAUAUUGAUGGCAAUGAGCAUGUGGACAAGAAAGAGUUUCAGAAGCUGAAGAAAAUAAUUUGCCCAAGGAAAAAGCUUCUAAAGCAGGGUGGGACAGAGGGUUCAGAUACAGUUGAUGAGGUCAACACCACACUACAGGUGUUCUUCUUUGGGAAAAAUGGCAAGAACAAACUCCAGUACAAUGAUUUCUGCAGGUUUAUGGAAGACUUGCAAGCAGAGGUGCAAGAAAUGGAGUUCCUGGAGUUUUCUAAAGGGAUGAAGACCAUGAGGCGGGAGGACUUUGCUGAAUGGCUACUUCACUUUACCAACGAAGAAGACAAUGAGGCAUACUGGGAAAACAUGCGGAAGAGGAUCCCCUCCGGACAGAACAUCACCUUUGAUGAAUUUAAAGCAUUCUGUCUCUUUACCAACCACCUGGAGGACUUUGCCUUGUCAGUCAAAAUGAUUAGUGAUGCCAGCAAGCCAAUUGGAAUAGCUCAGUUCAAACGAGCAGUGACGAUAGCUACAGGUCAAGAGCUUUCUGAGAACAUUUUGGACACAGUGUUUAAGAUCUUUGACCUGGAUGGGGACAACUGUCUGAGUCAUAAAGAGUUUCUCGCCGUGAUGAAAGACCGAGUACUUCGUGGGCUCAGGGUUCUACCCCAGUAUGGCUUUUCUGAUUACUGGAAAUGUGUGAAAAGAGAGACACUGCAAGCAGCUAAAGAGGCACUUCGGGAAACCGGCAGCCCUGUCUGACAGGAGAAGGUCUGGCUGGUAUA
Myxocyprinus asiaticus (Chinese sucker) is the source of this 1365-nucleotide messenger RNA. RefSeq names its product calcium uptake protein 2, mitochondrial-like. Gene Ontology annotation, cellular component: uniplex complex. Gene Ontology annotation, biological process: mitochondrial calcium ion homeostasis; calcium import into the mitochondrion. Lineage: Eukaryota; Metazoa; Chordata; Actinopteri; Cypriniformes; Catostomidae. The transcript is spliced from 12 exons. The record is from RefSeq and is a predicted model, not a curated record. Gene Ontology annotation, molecular function: calcium ion binding. The coding region runs from base 38 to 1342 and encodes 434 amino acids.